GCGAAGAGGCGCGGGGCAGGGCUGAGCGCAGCGCGCAUCUGCCGAGCGGUGGCAGGGAAGGAGGAGGGGAGGGAAGAGAAGGAAAGCGGCUUUUCCCGGUGCGCGGCCACCGGUACCCGAGCAUCUUCGCUGCCGCAGGGUGCGGAGCCACCGGCGGCUGCUGCUUCGCCGGUUCCGCGCAGCCGCCGGUACCCGAGCAUCUUCUCCACCGCGGGUGCGCAGCCACCAGUCCACGCAGCUUUCCCGUUUCCCUGCAGGCACCGUAACCGCGUACCAGCCCGACCGCCUAGUCUCACCCCUCCCCACGCAGGGGCAGAGGGAAACCUGGUGGAUUUAUCCUGCGAACGCGGCGUUUUCUCCCAGGAUCCGGUCAAUCUCACCCUCCCCGGGAGCUCCGGGCAGCCGCAGCGCCGAGGUCCUGCUGAUGAAGAGGAGGUGAGGCCUGAGCUAUAGCUUAUACAGGUACUGUUCCCUGCGGGACGCUCAUCUCCCCUGACCCAAUCCCACCCCUGGGGGCCACGUGUAGCCGUCCCAAUGCCGAAGAACAGCAAGGUGACGCAGCGGGAGCACAGCAGCGAGCAUGUCACCGAGUCGGUGGCCGACUUGCUGGCCCACGAAGAGCCUGUGGACUACAAACGCAGCAUCCUCAAUGUGACAGGGGAGACCUGGGACAGGCAGAAGGAUGGAGAGGAGGAGCUGGAUGCUGAGAACCGUCCUGCAUGGAACAGCAAGCUGCAGUACAUUCUGGCACAGAUCGGCUACUCCGUGGGGCUGGGCAACGUCUGGCGCUUCCCGUACCUUUGCCAGAAGAAUGGAGGAGGCUCUGGUGUGUGCCUUUGGAUCGCCUGCCACCCUGUGGGAGUGAGACACAAGCUCCUAAGCCUGUUCCUCAGCCCCUGUCAGGAGGUUGGAGUAAUUCAUCAGGCGGGCACUGAGCGUGCCUACCUGGUCCCAUACCUCGUCCUGCUCAUCAUCAUCGGGCUCCCCCUCUUCUUCCUGGAGCUGGCGGUGGGGCAGCGGAUCCGCCGGGGCAGCAUCGGUGUCUGGAAUUAUAUCUGUCCUCGUCUGGGGGGCAUCGGCUAUGCCAGCUGCCUUGUCUGUUUUUUUGUCGGUCUCUAUUACAAUGUCAUCAUCGGCUGGAGCAUCUUUUACUUCUUUAAGUCCUUCCAGUACCCUCUUCCCUGGAGCGAGUGUCCCAUCGUGAAGAAUGGUUCGGUGGCUGUUGUGGAGACUGAAUGUGAGAGGAGCUCAGCCACCACCUAUUUCUGGUACCGGGAGACCUUGGACAUCUCCAACUCCAUCUCAGAGAGUGGGGGGCUCAACUGGAAGAUGACUCUGUGUCUGCUGGUGGCCUGGAGCCUUGUUGGCUUGGCUAUGAUCAAAGGCAUCCAGUCCUCAGGGAAGGUGAUGUACUUCAGCUCCCUCUUCCCCUACGUGGUGCUUGUUUGCUUCUUGGUGCGGGGACUUCUGCUGCGCGGGGCGGUGGAUGGGAUCAUGCACAUGUUCACACCCAAGCUGGACAAGAUGCUAGACCCCCAGGUGUGGCGAGAGGCAGCUACACAGGUUUUCUUUGCCCUGGGCUUGGGCUUUGGAGGAGUCAUCGCCUUCUCCAGCUACAACAAGCAAGACAACAACUGCCACUUUGAUGCUACGCUCGUCUCCUUCAUCAACUUCUUCACAUCUGUCCUGGCCACUUUGGUUGUGUUUGCUGUGCUGGGCUUCAAGGCCAACAUCAUGAAUGAGAAAUGUGUGGUGGAGAACGCUGAGAAGAUCUUGGGCUACCUGAACAGCAAUGUGCUGAGCCAUGACCUCAUCCCACCCCAUGUGAACUUCUCCCACCUCACUGCCAAGGACUACAAUGAGAUGUACAGGGUGAUCAUGACAGUCAAAGAGGGACACUUCAAAGAACUGGGCUUGGAUGCCUGCCUAUUGGAGGAUGAACUCAACAAGUCGGUGCAAGGAACUGGCCUGGCCUUCAUUGCUUUCACAGAAGCCAUGACCCACUUCCCAGCCUCACCGUUUUGGUCCGUCAUGUUCUUCCUGAUGCUGAUAAACCUAGGCUUGGGAAGCAUGAUCGGGACCAUGUCAGGCAUCACUACACCCAUCAUUGACACCUUCAAGGUGCGGAAGGAAGUGUUCACAGUUGGCUCCUGCGUCUUUGCCUUUGUGGUGGGACUGAUCUUUGUGCAGCGCUCCGGGAAUUACUUUGUCACCAUGUUUGAUGAUUAUUCAGCCACACUGCCGCUCACGGUCGUGGUCAUCCUGGAGAACAUCGCUGUGGCCUGGAUUUAUGGCACCAAGAAGUUCAUGCAGGAGUUGACAGAAAUGCUGGGUUUCCAGCCUUACCAGUUCUACUACUACACAUGGAAGUACGUCUCUCCCAUCUGCAUGGCCGUGCUUAUGACCGCCAGCAUCAUCCAGCUGGGAGUCAGCCCCCCAGGCUACAGCGCAUGGAUCAGAGAGGAGGCUGCAGAAAAGUUCCUUUUCUACCCAAGCUGGGCCAUGGCUAUUCUCAUCUCUCUCAUCAUCCUGGCAUCCCUUCCUCUGCCUCUGGUCUUCAUCCUUCGGCAGUUCCACCUCAUCUCAGAUGGCUCCAAUGCCCUCUCUGUCACCUAUAAGAAGGGACGGAUGAUGAAAGACAUCUCCAAUUUGGAAGACAACGAUGAGACCCGCUUCAUCCUGAGCAAAGUGCCCAGCGAGACCCCAUCCCCCAUGCCCACACACCGUUCCUACCUGGGUCCUGGGAGCAACUCCCCCAUGGAAAUGAGCAGUGCCCCCAAUGGACGAUACGGGAGCGGGUACCUACUGGCCAGCACCCCUGAAUCCGAACUGUGAUGAUUGCCUGCCGACCACCCCCACUGGGAGAGGAGGUCACUGGGGAGUGGAUCCUGGCUGUCCAGGCAACAGGAAAAUCAAUUAAGAAGAAAGAUGAAGAAGAACCCCCUCUUAAAAUUGUACCCAAAAGCAGCCAUUUCUACAGUGACAUCGGGAAGAAGGGACUGCGGGAGGGGCAGGACUCCUCCAACAACCCUCAUCUGACAGGCAUGCCUUUCGGGGAAGGGAGGAGGAACAAGAGAUGGUGCAAUAUCUUGCCAAGAGUUGUUCCCACACAGCUCAGAUCUGAAGCAAAGAAAUCUCUCUUUUCUAAGCAGCUGAUGGUUGGAAAAAGGACCUGGCAGCAGGUGGAAAUCCAAACAUACUUCCACCUGGAACCCAGAGCUCUUCCCUCCCUGACUGUUGUCCUUUAGCUGGGAGGAGUCAUGGCCUUAUUCCAAUGAGCACAAUUAACCAUCGGUGUUCAUAGCACAAAAUGGUGCUGCUGUUGUUACCAUCGGUGUUGUUGUAUUAUCUCCUGUAGUUUUUAGCGCUGUGGACACACCCAAAUAACCCCCAAAUCUCAACCAGGGUUGGCAGGGAGCAGCGCGGGGCUGACUGAGAUGCUGCAAUGUGCGAGACAGUGGAUGGUGGAUCCUUGGGAUAGGUUUUGUUACCACCAGCAAUGGGGCAGAAUCUAUGGGGUCUUCUGAGACAUGGCAAUGUCACGUCAGCAUUGUGUCACAUUCAUGAUGUGUCUGUCAGCAUGCUCUGUGGUUGGGCAGUUAUCAGUCAUGCUGAGUGUCAGAAGGACCUCUAAAGUGAAGGGGGUUUGGAUGUGGGAGUGUGUAUGUGGGCCUGGAUAGGGUUAUCAUCAUGGGGGUCAGGAGCGGUCUCCUGGAAUUACUCCUGACAUGUGGAACGCUCUGCUGAACCAAAAUCCCUGGCAUGGUGAUUGUCUUCUCUUGCCAUCCACUUUGGAACUCCCAGAAGGAUGUGCAGAGAAGCCGUGGGGCAUCCAGUGCUACCACAGUCCUGGGUUAGCGGGUGGCUUCCUGAGAGCUGACUUACGUCCCUUGCACCCACCAGCUGAGAUGAACUGGGUAGGGAGAAUCCCUGGACACGUGUCCUCAUUUCUCAUAGCUUUGAGCCAAGGUGUCUGCAUUGCCUCCUGUUGCACCUCUCCAGGAGGUCACCUGCCUUCGGCUGGGGGUAAUGAGCCCUUGGGGACAGCAGGUUUCUGCUGAGCAGCAGUUCUUGGGAGGCAGUGCCAGGUCCUUAUGUCCAUGGCAGCUCUUGAUCUAGGACAGGGAGCCCAGGGGCCUUUAUCAUGCCCCUCCACAUUGUCUUAUGACCAGAUAGAUGGACCUUAUGUUGUUUUUCCCCAAGCUGUCUGGAAAGAUUGGGAUCUCCCAGCUCUGUGUCUCUUCCGCUGGGACUGAAGGUCAUUUCCCUGAAUCCUCCACAUAGCCGAGCGUUCAGCAGCCUGCUUGCACCCUCUGUCCCUCUCAGCACAUUUCUGUGGCUUCCAAAAGUCAAGGGAGCUCCUAAUCCUUGGUUCUGCUGGGCAUAGGUCAUGCAUGAUGGUAUUUCAAGCUGAUCUGAAGGCCAGGUUUGUGAAUGCUUGCCCAUGAACACUUCUUUCCUCCAUUUUCCUAUCAAUGGAUUUUCUUCCACUUUGAUUUGCCUUUCAGCUGAGAGGCAAAGGCAGAAAGGACCUGGUGCAUCCACCACAUCCUUCACUUCUCUUAGCAUCCCUGGGGCCAGGAGGUCCUGCACAAUGGCAUUUGACUUGUGGAUUCUGAUCCUUUGUUGAUGAUUCUUCUCCAUGGGCUUGGCUGGUGACCUGAAGCCUCUCUUGGACAAUGAGGUCAGGCCCUUCAUUAGUCAACUUUCCAGCGGGAAAAUGGAGGCAUUGACUGAACCAAAGCAGCUCAGUCAUUAGUGACUCUGAAAAGCACCAGUGCUGUGUGGUCAGGAUCAGCCAUGCUCUCGUCUCUCCUCCAGCGAUCCCCACUUCACCAUCCCCGCUUUUCCUUCCCCUGCCUGUGCAGGGGGACACAGAAAUAUCCCCACCCCAUCAUCUCUGAAAGGAAGAAGAACAAAACCUGUGGCAUUUCCCCAUUAUGAGGCAAACUGUUCCCUCACAUCUAUUAUUUCUCCCUCUGUCCCUAGUUUCCUUCACCCAAUAAGCAAAACAGAGGCCGACCCAAAUUCUUGCCCAACAUCACCUUCCCCAUCGAUGCCCCUGAGCCCAGGGGCUGGAUUCCCACCACAGCUCCCAUGGAGUAAAUGGAGCAGGACACCUCCCAGAGCCAAAGGGCUUGGUCCCAUCCCCUCUUGGGGCACCUUGAACCCUGGGGGGAAGGAUCUGGUCCUCCAUCUCUCCCAUCCCCACUCCCAAACCGGCCAGGGAGGUCCUCCUCUCUUUUUGCAGCAUCAACAAGAGGCAAAGUCAAUAAGAAGGAACAAAAAGCUUUAUUCUAUUGAUAGAAAAUUCACCCCGAGAGAGGAGAUGGAAUGAUAACCGAGCAGUUCUGUUUCUGUCGGAGAUUUAUUGGUGGCCCUGCCAAUGCUGUUUGAAACAGGUUCCACAGUGCCCUGUGCCACAUUUCCCCCUGGUGCUGCACACCAAUUCUCACUGGAGAGCAGGGCAGAUUUGUACUUUUUUACUUCUUAUGGGUGGUGGGUGGCCAUCCCCACCCCAGCAUAUCUAGCUGCCCUGGGGACCCAGCGGAAAGGAAGAGAAGGGACCCCACCUGUCUUUUGAGCUGUGGCUUGGAUCAGGAACAGCGUGGCCAGCGGGAACAGGGAAGGGAUCAAUUCCUGUGCUCAGUGAGGCCACAUGUCAAAUCCUGGGUUCAGUUUUGGGUCCCUCGCUAUAAAAAGGACAUUGAGGGGCUGGAGUAUGUCCAGAGAAGAGAAUGGAGCUGGUGAAGGGGCUGGACAACAAGUGUUAUGAGGAGUGGCUGAGGGAUGUGGGGUUGUUUAGCCUGGAGCAAAGGAGGCAAAGGGGACAACUCAUCACUGUCUGCAAUUGCCCAGAAGUGUAGCGACAUGGGUGUUGGUCUGUUCUCCUAAGUGGCAGGCAAUAGGAUGAGAAGGAAUGGCCUCAGGCUGCACCAGGGCAGGUUCAGGUUGGACAUGAGCAAAAAUUUCUUCACUGAAAGCAUUCUCAGGCACUGGCAGAGGCUGCGCAGGGAGGUGGUUGAGUCCCUAUCCCUGGAAGUGUUUAAAAGACGGGUGGAUGAGGUAUUCAGGGAUGUGAUUUAGUAGUGGACAGGUGUGGUUGGGCUUGUUGAUCUCAAAGGUCUUUUCCAACCUAGUGAUUCUACGAUUCUAGUUGUGAGCACAAGCACUUUGCAGUUUGCCUCCAUGUGGUGGGAGAAGGAGGGCAGAACUGCUGCCUGUGAUCCCCUUUCCCUAGAUGGGCUCGCCACUCGGUUCCUAACCACCUGGAUCCUGCUGCUCGGAGCAGGAUAGUGUUGCUGGCUUGGGCGUGCAGAGGUAGCCCAAGAGUGUUUUAAGUCACAAAGGGAAGGGUCGAGGGAGUCGAGGCUGCAGUGGGGCAGAGGGCAUGGCUGGUGCUGAGGGCAGAGGGCUUUGCAAGAGGAUGACCACUCCAUGCUGGCAGUGCUGUGGGUCCAAGGGGUGUGCAGUCCCCCAUCCCUGAGCAUCCAGCUCUGCUGCCUGUGCUGGGGUUGGGGGCUGUACCUGCCCUUGACACUGAUGCAGAGCAGAGGGGGCAGCUGGAGCUGGUCAUACUCUACUGAUUUGCACCUUCCCUAGGUGUCCGUUGGCCCAUUCACUUCUAUCCGUCCAAAACAGCCCCCGCUUCACCUCCCAGCCCCCUCCCCAGCCCCUGGCAGGUCCUGUCAAACCCCAGCACCUCCCUGGAGCAACUCCCACAGCCUCCCUCCUGUCCCCACCUUUCUUCUUGCUGACAGGAGCACAGAGCACAGCUGGGUGGUCUAGGGGACACUGCACAAGCCAGGCAGAGCCACAGCAGCACGUGGGGUGCAGCUGUUUUCCAUGUGGGCAGGCAGAGUGCUGGCAAAAUCCUCCUGUACAGGUAAAAGCACAGAUCUUGUAGUAACUCGUCCCAUGUAUCCUCGUAGCUGGUGUAUUUACCACGUGUACCGUGCUGGCCAGACUCCUCAGCAGUUGAGAAGAA
Molecule: messenger RNA, 6988 nt
Organism: Cuculus canorus (common cuckoo)
Lineage: Eukaryota; Metazoa; Chordata; Aves; Cuculiformes; Cuculidae
Gene: SLC6A17
Product: solute carrier family 6 member 17
Exons: 13
Coding region: 535-2835 (766 amino acids)
Biological process (GO): L-leucine transport; glycine transport; alanine transport
Cellular component (GO): synaptic vesicle; plasma membrane
Source: RefSeq, a predicted model, not a curated record